This is a messenger RNA of Suillus fuscotomentosus, 2168 nucleotides long. RefSeq lists its product as uncharacterized. The transcript has 10 exons. Bases 1 to 2037 code for a protein of 678 amino acids. Lineage: Eukaryota; Fungi; Basidiomycota; Agaricomycetes; Boletales; Suillaceae. The record is from RefSeq and is a predicted model, not a curated record.
AUGCCUGGAAGCCCUAAGAAAAAGAGAACGAAGCGCAAAGCUACGGACUCUGAUCUCAAGGCGCUUGAAGGGCAAACAGCUCUAGCAAAGAGAGCGCGUGCUCGGGCUAAUGCACCAUCUGCAUCAAUUCUCAAUCAAGGAGCUGAUUCACAGCCUCCUCGACAAUCAGGACGCCCAGGCGCAGGGACAGGAGGUAGGGGAGCUCAACUGGAGAAACUGGGCGAUAUCUUGCAUGCUCCAGUGCGGAUCAGCCAAUCCAAGGGUGCCACCUCCCUUGAUCCGAACACUCCUGCAAACCCUCUCGCUCCUGAACCAACUCGCAAGGGUCGCGGGAGUCGUUCCAAGAAGAAACAACCCCCUCCGCCAUAUAGCCCUUCGGUGGAACCAGACACCACGACUCUGAAAUCACGCUCGAAGAAAAACAAGGAUACUGUCGUUUCUGCUCCGAGCUUCGAACUCAACCAUCAGCCAAUUUUUUUGCAGCAGGAAGCUGGGGGACGAUACGGAUUUUCGCCACCGAUUGUCCCUGCCGGUACAGAGCCAGAUCUUCAAGCAUUGAACAACUCCUUUGUGGCCGCAGCCAAGAAGGCGCACGCCCUGCCCGAUUCCCAUUCUUCUUUAAGUCAAACUCGUGUUACUGCUCUUAAAAUAUCCCAACCUCAGGUUCCUGUCACUACUCAUAGCGUCCAAGAUCCUAUACUUUCCGGGACCAAUUCAUCUGCGAUGCUACCGGAUGUGAACUUUUACCAGAACUUAGAUCCUGCCCUCCGGCUGCCUGUACCGCAAAGUAUAGAAUCUGAACAGUCUGACACAUCAAAAGAUGAUUCAUCUGGCUUGGAUGAAAGUAGCGGGGACGAGCAAAUUGGUUGGGGAGAAGUUCACGGGCAUCAUAGUACACACCCUGGUUUUCCGAGAGAAUGCUCACCACCUCAACCUCGGGUAGUCACCGCUCUCCCAACAGAUUUCGAAUUUCAGCACUCUCGUGAUGAAGGUGAUGAAGCAGCUGAAAACAUUUUGGGAGUUGUUGAUGAUUUGAGUGAGGAUUCGAGCAAUGAUGGUACAGCGAUGAAUCAAAAGAGUGCCCCCCAGCCGAACGACGUUUUGAAGCUUCAUCACGAAAGAAACGGUCACCCCCGACUUCCUGAUCCUGCUCUCCUGGAGCUUCUCCAUGUUGCUGAGGUCGAUACCUCCAACCCAAAGGCGAAACGGAAACGGAAGCGGACAUCGAAACAUAAAUCGAAGGUGGUUGAUGGAUCCGACGAUGAAGGGCCAAAGGCCACCCAGCUGGGUUGGUAUGGUCCACGCUGGAAGAGUUUUCUCGAGGACGCGAAGGCAGAGUGUCAUACUCAGCAGGCAUUGGAGAACCCUUUCCCAAGCCUUGUUCAUGAUCUGCCAGUUUCAAUCACAGAGUCUCUCUCAGCCUCUCUUGUGCAAUGGCUAAAAAACAGCCAACAAGUUGACGCUGGUGUGUGGCCCGCUCAUAAGCCUGACAUGGCGAGACUGCUGUAUGAUGACUUGGCAACUUGGCGAUCUGAUCUCAAAAAAAUUGUCAUCUCCAAGCGUGCAGCUUGGGUUGAGGUUGCUGCCACAGAAUUACUGGCCGAUGGUAGAUUUCUCCGCCAUGGAGUCGACGAAUUGGGGAAAACCAAGAACUUUGCUCACCCUGCGCUUCUUCAGGCCAUCAUUCUUUUUUACUAUACUGGGUCUUAUCGCAUUGCUCAUAGGCGACCAGCCAUUUUUCGGAAGGAGGUUCCAUUAAAAUGCCUAGCUCUCGUUUGCACCGCAUUUCAUUGCGUCUUCCAGGGCCUCAAGAAAAAUGACAAUGGCAAGUCUUAUUCAAAAUUUACCUCGAAGGAGUACGAGUCCAUCUAUCAUUCGAUGCUUGAGCUACUUGAUGCUGUCAUGAAAGACCCAUAUCACGGUCCGAAGCUGGUGCAGCAACUCCGUGAAUGGGCCAAGAUUGGAUGGGCAGAAACAUCGAAACUCGACGGCAUUGACACAUCCAAACAUCGCCACCUGCACGUCCAACUCGAUUGAGUUCUCCCGUCUCCUGGCAGUGUCAAUCGUCACACAUCAUAUUCUUGCGCAUAUACUUUUACCUUUUUGCUCGUUGUCUGCUAGUAUCGUGUUUCGCGCUGAUUGAAUUUAUCGUCGUUUGUUUGCUACUA